Messenger RNA from Eucalyptus grandis, 1607 nucleotides. RefSeq names its product E3 ubiquitin-protein ligase RGLG3. The coding region runs from base 167 to 1114 and encodes 315 amino acids. The transcript has 11 exons. The record is from RefSeq and is a predicted model, not a curated record. NCBI's taxonomy places the organism in Eukaryota, Viridiplantae, Streptophyta, Magnoliopsida, Myrtales, Myrtaceae.
AAAAGAAAGAAAGGAAUAAAGAAAGAGGAAGACUCAGAAGAAAUCGGUCAAGCGACAAGAGGGCCACUUUUUCUGCGUCUUCCGGAGACCUUCGAUCGAGAGAAGGAGGCUCUCGAAUAGCUUGCAAAUCUUUGGGCUUAUCUCCAACUUAUAAAAAGAAAGCUAAAUGGACUCAAAAUAUGGACAUGAGCAUCGAUCGACGCACUUUGGAGAUAAUUUCAGCUCCUUGGAUCAGGUCACAACUGCACUGAGGGAAGCUGGCCUUGAAUCAUCAAAUUUAAUCCUCGGUAUUGAUUUCACAAAGAGCAACGAGUGGUCAGGUAGAUAUUCCUUUGGGAGAAGAAGUCUUCAUGCCAUUGGUGACACACCUAAUCCAUAUGAGCAAGCAAUUUCUAUAAUUGGCAGAACAUUGUCCCCUCUUGACGAAGAUGAACUCAUACCUUGUUUUGGAUUUGGCGAUGCAUCAACACAUGAUCAAUCUGUCUUCAGCUUUUAUUCUGAUCAUCGUUAUUGUCAUGGUUUUGAGGAAGCACUUGCACGUUACAGAGAGAUCGUCCCACACUUAAAGUUGUCAGGGCCCACAUCAUUUGCGCCGAUAAUUGAGGCCGCUAUCGACAUUGUGGCUAGGAGCAACGGGCUAUAUCAUGUCCUUGUCAUUAUAGCAGAUGGACAGGUUACUAGAAGUCCUGAAUUACCUCCUGGGAGAUUCAGCCCACAAGAACAGGCAACUAUAAACUCCAUAGUAGCAGCUAGCCAAUAUCCUCUCUCCAUCAUAUUUGUUGGUGUGGGAGAUGGACCAUGGGAUGCAAUGAAGCAAUUUGAUGAUAAUAUCCCUCAUCGUGCAUUUGAUAACUUUCAGUUUGUAAACUUCACAAAAAUCAUGUCUGAGAACACAGAUACUUCAAAGAAAGAGACUGCCUUUGCUCUUGCUGCUCUCAUGGAAAUUCCCCUUCAGUAUAGAGCCACUCAAAGCAUUUCGCACGUCAAGGAGGCAGUGACUGGUCCUCGUAUAAGGCCACUUCCACCCCCACCUGGAGUCACUGGUCAUACCAGCUUGGAUAAGUCACUCCCAGAUAGUUCUCCACAAACUCAGGAAACAGCUUCGGGAAAAUAAGUGUCAUUUAAUCACCUUUUUUUUAUUUUUUUUAUUUUUAUUUUUUAUUUUGUGAAACUUCACGUUCUUCAUUAAAUGUAAAUCCGCACUUAGCUGCUUGUGUUCUUCAAGGUUUGCCCCAUUUGCCUUACAAAUCCAAAGAACAUGGCCUUUGGAUGUGGCCCAUCUGACAUGCAAAGCCAUUUACAAAGUGGAGAGCUUUGUGCCGACAGCCCAUCACAACCCGUUUGAGACUGUAUACUUAAGUGACAUGGGCUUCGAUGCUCGCAAGAGCAAUGGUGAAAGUCCCGGCAUUGGCAUUGGAUUGUCAAAUCAUCGACUUGUGCCAUUGCUCGCGGUAACCAUCGAAGAGAGUAAUAGCAGCAGAAGGGAAGAUGAGCAGAUGAUUUUAAGUUACAAAAUGGAUAACUUAGUCGUGAAUGUGAAUUGUUUGCUGAUUGAUUGCGUCUCCUAAGCAAAUUGUGAUGUGUUUGUACUUCUCCGUGGAUUUGAA